AUGGCUGCAUUGCGCGUUCAAGCCUGUAUCAGUCAAUAUCAGACGGAGGCUGCUGAGAACGAUGUUCCUUCGGCUCGGAUAAUCUACUUUAAAGCUGGUAUCCAAUGGGUGAUCAUUAGUGGUGUUGAGGACAAUGGUCUCAUCCUUCCAGAGCAGCUGGACAGCACCCCAGCUCCAUCACUGGUGGGACUGAAGUGGAUUAGGGAACACCUGGUGUCGUUGAUUCAGGACCAUCAGGAGGGCAUCCAUGAUAAGAUAGUGGAGAUUGAUAUGUACACUGACACCCUAGCCUGGUUGAAGAGAGCCAGAGGGGAUGAUCCUUAUUAA
Suillus paluster is the source of this 327-nucleotide messenger RNA. RefSeq lists its product as uncharacterized. The record is from RefSeq and is a predicted model, not a curated record. The transcript has 2 exons. The coding region runs from base 1 to 327 and encodes 108 amino acids. NCBI's taxonomy places the organism in Eukaryota, Fungi, Basidiomycota, Agaricomycetes, Boletales, Suillaceae.